GUAUUACGCUCUGUAAAUCGCUGUGGCAGAGUUUCUCAUACCGAUGGCGCUGGACUUGGUCUGGCAAGUCACCAUGAGGAUUUUCUGCUUCUGGCUUUGGACUAGCUCUAUAAAGCUCUGUAUACUACAUGUGUUGUAGACCUGUACGUCAUGUAUCUCCAUGAUGUUGAGCGAUGUGUCGACUGUUUGAGUUGAAGAACAUAAUCUAGUCUGUAUUCUUUCGCCAUCUUGGUGAACUAUAGCUUGAACACCAUACCAUUCGUCAGCCGUCCACCACCACCAUGAGGUUUAUCAGCACACGUGGCAAAGCCAAGGCACAUACUUUUGAGGAAGCAGUUUUGUCACCAGGCUACCUGUCUGAUGGAGGGCUGCUCAUGCCAGAGACAAUCCCAAAGAUUUCCCAAACCUUACUGAAGUCUUGGAAGGGACUUUCCCUCCCAGAUCUAUGCAAGAAAGUCCUGCCAUUCUUCACUGAAGAUGACGUCGGCCAAGGAGAAUUAGAAGAAAUCAUUGAUAAAGCGUACUCUCGUCUUCCUGUGGAAGAGGUGGCAGCUCUGUCCUCAUUCUCCAAUGGUCUGAAUGUACUUGAGCUCUGCAAUACCAAGACGCUGGCCUUCAAGGACCUUUCCACAUUUAUCCUGGGCCGAUUCCUGGAAUAUUUCCUCAACAAAAAAAAGGAGCAUGUGACCAUCGUUGUUGGAACAUCUGGAGAUACAGGGCCAUCUUCUAUUGAGGCAGUCAGGGGUCUUGAUUGGAUUGACAUCGUUGUACUCUUCCCCCAUGGUUACUGUACACAUAUUCAAGAACUUCAAAUGAUUACAACAAUGGCAGAAAAUGUUCAUUGCAUAUCAGCGGAGGGCUCUUCGGACGAUCUUGAUCUCAUCAUCAAACCCGUCAUCUUAGACCAAGAGUUUAAGACACUCCAUAAUCUCUGCACCAUGAAUUCCAUCAAUAUGAUCAGAACUCUGGUACAGGUUGUUAACUUCUUCUAUGGCUAUCUGGCAAUCUGCAAGACGGUUGGGGAGACGGUGGAAAUCGUGGUUCCCACUGGAGCAGCGGGUCAUAUUACUGGUGGAUGUAUCGCGUACGCCAUGGGCUUGCCGGUUAAGUUAGUCUCAGCAGUCAACACCAAUGAUAUCAUACAUCGUACGAUUACACAUGGGGACUACUCCAAGGCAUCUCGGGUCAUAAAAACAUAUUCUGUUGCCAUGGAUAUACAGAUCCCAUACAACAUGGAGAGAAUUUUGUUCCUGUUCUCAAAUCAAGACGCUAGCCAAAUCAAGAAAGUCCUGGAGGAAUUUGAGAGUACUGACAAGACACAAAUCCCAAAGGAGACUCUAAUCAAGAUGCAAGAGGCCUGGUCUUCCUAUUCGUGUCAGGAUGAACAGAUAACCAAGACUAUGCAACGAUGCUGGCGGGAACACAAGUACCGUGUAUGUCCGCAUACAGCUGUGGCUGUCAGCUACUACUUUGACAAGAUUGACCGGCAUAGGAUGAAUAACCAGGACUCCAAUCUUGGGCCCACUGUUUGUUUUGCCACUGCUCAUCCAGCUAAGUUUCCAGAGGCUGCAAUUGCGGCUGGUUUGGAGCCUACGUCGACACCAUAUAUAGAGAGUCUAAGCUCAAUGCCAACACGAUUCACAGAGUUCAAAGAGGGACAGGACUGGGUUCAAAUGCUACGGGAGAAAAUUGAGGACAUCAGCAGACGCCUGUAGAGUUUCUAGUCAAUUGAGGCUGGUUUGGAGCCUAAGCCUAAUCAAGGGCAUUUUAAACUUUCCCUAAAAAUAAACAAAAUUUUAAAAGAUUACUUUUGACAAUUUUAAAUGAUAUAUAUAUAAUGUAUAUUAAAUGAGUUGUAAAGUUAAAACCAAGAUACAAAACGAACACACUGAUUUAUUGGUUUUAAAAACAACGAAAUACUAGUGUGUUCCGCAUAACUUUAUUGUUCACUUAUUUGUUCUGAAAUUUAAUCUAAUUAUUGCAUUGUGGUUCCCGGAUUAAGGAGAAUGAAUUGAAAUGUUUACAUCGCUAAUGAAACAUACGAUUUAUACGGCAUUGUUCGUUACCCUAAUCAAUAUAGUCCCAUUUCAGUUGUAUCAACUGUAAUGAAAAAUGUUGAGCGUAUUGUUCAUAAUAAAUUGCUAAUAAAGUUUUGCUCAGCACAGGAGUAGUCGGGCUUCAGAUCUCUUCAUUCCGCUUAUUCAGCAAUGCUUGUUGACAUCUGAAAUAUUAUAUAUGAUGACCCUUGGCUAACCUUGAAUGCUUGACAGAUUUAAAUCUGAAAAGAAGUUGAAUCGGGUGUGUAGUUCUUGAGAUAUGGUCACACUUCCGGUUGACCCGAAAGUAAAGGUCAACAUGGGGUCACGGUUGCCCAA
Asterias rubens (European starfish) is the source of this 2375-nucleotide messenger RNA. Its product is annotated as threonine synthase-like 2. The transcript is spliced from 10 exons. NCBI's taxonomy places the organism in Eukaryota, Metazoa, Echinodermata, Asteroidea, Forcipulatida, Asteriidae. The record is from RefSeq and is a predicted model, not a curated record. The coding region runs from base 282 to 1715 and encodes 477 amino acids. Gene Ontology annotation, molecular function: pyridoxal phosphate binding. Gene Ontology annotation, biological process: 2-oxobutyrate biosynthetic process; dephosphorylation.